Messenger RNA from Manduca sexta (tobacco hornworm), 1448 nucleotides. Its product is annotated as mitochondrial thiamine pyrophosphate carrier. The record is from RefSeq and is a predicted model, not a curated record. Gene Ontology annotation, cellular component: mitochondrial inner membrane. Lineage: Eukaryota; Metazoa; Arthropoda; Insecta; Lepidoptera; Sphingidae. Gene Ontology annotation, molecular function: thiamine transmembrane transporter activity. The coding region runs from base 82 to 1059 and encodes 325 amino acids. Gene Ontology annotation, biological process: thiamine pyrophosphate transmembrane transport. The transcript is spliced from 4 exons.
AAACAUCAAUGUCACGUCUGUCAACAGAAUGUACGCGUAAUGCACUCACAACAAAAUGAUACAACCGAACCACGAUGAAAUAUGGUGGGUUAUCAACGCAACGACAGCAUGACCGCUAAUCAGAAACUGAUAGCUGGCUGCGUCUCGGGGGUCAUGACCAGGUUCAUCACUCAGCCCCUCGACGUCAUCAAGGUCCGGACCCAACUGCAGAAGAAGGCGCUCUCAGAAAACGAGAGGAGGAAGUGGUUCAGGACAACUAGGAUGAUAUUGAAGGAGGAGGGAAUUGCGGCCUUAUGGCACGGACAUAACGUCGGGCAGAUACACUCGAUACUCGCUGUGAGCAGCCAGUUUUACGCGUACGAACUGUCGACCAAAUACACAGCUGAUACGUUUGGCGAUUCUAAAUUCAGACCAUUCCUGCAAUUCUUAUGCGGCAUAUUCGCGGGAUGCUGCAGUGCAACGCUAGUGCUACCCCUGGACGUGAUCAGGGUCCGGCAGAUGAUCGUCAAGGAGCAAUACCCCAGCAUCAUAAAAGGCGCCAGGGAAGUGUACGCUACGGGGGGGAUUUUGGCCUUCUAUCAAGGAUUAAACGCUUCAUUGUUGCAAAUGGGUCCAGCGGUCGGCAUAUCAUUCGGAAUAUUCAAUCUAGUCCAAACACUGAUUCUGUCGCUCCUCAGCGAGUGCCGUGAUGAGAAAUGCAAGCGGGCGUCUGGCAACGUCCACAAGCCUGAGAACCUCUUGCUGGCCUCCACCGUCGCCGGCUCCAUCUCAGGGUUUAUCUCUAAAACCCUCACCUACCCCUUCGACCUGGUGAAAAGGAGGAUGCAGAUAAGUACUCAUAAAGCUGACGUCCGAUUUCAAGUCCCAAGCACGUCGAAAGACUUGGCGAGUUGCACCGGCCUGGCUAAAUGUUUCGUGCAGUUGUAUAAGGUGGAAGGCCUUAAGGGCUUAUACAGGGGCUUCAAGGUCACCAUCUAUAAGGCCCAGCUGACCAGCGUGGUCGCCUUCACCACUUACGAACUGUUUUGCUAUGCCAUUAGGGAAGUGAAGGCUCGAUGAUGGAUAUUAUUUUUUCAAAAUGUUACAAUCUGUUUUACUAAAUAUAAUGUAUUUUUCAACUGAAUGAUGGGUGAUAUUGCGCCUGCCUGUUAACAAUAGCAAUGAAUCCCGGGAACUGAACUAUAAACUUUGGUCACUGUAUUACUGAUGCUCUUAGCAAAUGCCAUUAAUCAUGAUCAAAGGAAUAUAAUAUUCGCUUAUUUAUUCUGUUUUUGUCCUUGUCUUUUUAUAAUUCUGUCCUUUUGUUAUAAUGGUAGUAUAUUAUGUUUAUUUGUGUGUUUUUAUAUAAAUUAUUCACUAUAGUGUGCUAUAGUGACUUCUAAGGUUUCGAUAUAAUCAGUAAUUCAGAGAGAUAAACAAACAUUUCUAAGUAUGCGUAUUGUGAAUGU